UCACGUUGUUAACGCUCAAUAGGACAGGAAAGCAAAAGUUGCAGAUGUCGAGUGAAGCAUCGCAGAAGAACACAGUGGAUGAGUUUAUAUCAUCAAACCCUAAACCUGCUGGCCCCGAUAUCUCCGACCUGAUGAUGGAUCAACUAUGUCUCUCACCAGAAAAGUUGAAAAUCCUGACUGGAUCAGAAAAUCUACAAGAAGUGAAGUCGCUAGAGAUGUGUGUUGACACCAGACAGGACACUUUAGACAACUUUGGAAUAUACUUGCCUAAACUUACACAGCUGAAAAUGAACAACAGUUUGAUCUCAUCUGUGCGGGAUCUGGGAACCAGGCUGUCCCACCUGCAGGUGUUAUGGCUGUCCCGAUGCGGUCUGACCGACCUGGAGGGAAUUCCUGCUCUUGCCAGCUUAAAGGAGCUGUAUGUGGCAUAUAACAGUAUCUCAGACCUGACUCCAGUCAGUAUGCUGGAACACCUGGAGCUCUUGGACCUGGAGGGGAAUAAUGUCGAUGAUCUGGCUCAGUUGAUGUAUUUAGGCUGUUGUGGAAAGCUCAGAACGCUUUCACUGGAAGGAAACCCUGUGUGCACCUGUCCCAGUCCAGGCAUGCCAGAGGUAUUAGACUACAACUACAGGUCUGCGGUCUGUGAGAUGAUCCCUCAGCUUAGCUUCCUUGAUGACGUUCCUGCUGAAGAGGACAAACCUCAAUGCUGUAGAACUUCACAGCAGGAUUGGACUCAUCUCAAAGAAUCGAUCAAAGAUGGUUCAGUUAAUGACAGCCUGGAGAACACAAAUACAGAUAGAGAAGAGAGAUGUGACAGUGUGUGCGGCGUCAGACCUGCUUCAGCCCAGCCUCUCAAUCUGAAAAGCUCCUCCAGGCCAGGCAGUGCCAGACCUUUUACUUCCUGCAGCUGGUCGAGACCAGGGUCACCUGGCUUAGACAUUGCCAUUUUGAACCAGGAAGCCAGUGAUCUAACUAAAGGUUCUGGCAGCGUUUUCUGUGGGAAUCCACUACAGGUUGUUCGAGUACGAAGACAAAAAACAAAGCUCAGAACACCACAGCUCAGCAGUUACGUUCCUGAACACACAUAUAGCUAUGAAGAGUCGAGCAGUGAGGACCGUAGUGGUGUUUUUGCUGAGCUCAGAAGCUGGAGGAUUGAGCACAACAAACAUCUGUUGGCUUUUGAGGACCGGCAGCCGCAGGUAAUGAGAAUCCACCACAGUGAUGAUGACUAUGAUGAUGAAGGUAGCCACAAUCAUAGUUUCAGCAGUGAUGACAUCACUAAAGACAGAACUGUCUGCAGAGACACAAGCUCUCCUGAUUCAUCCGUUCAAUCUCCCUCACCAGAAUGUCUCGAGAUGUUGAGGCUAACGUCUUCAUCAGGCUGUUCCAUGUCUCCCUCACCGCCAGUCUCUGCAGCAGCUCCCCCUGCUGGCCGGAGGAUAACACAGACCCGCAUCAGGAGACUCAGACCUCAUUCUGCUGACAUCAGUAAAGCCAGACCCUCAGAGGAGACUCCUGGGCCUGAUCUCAGAAACCUGUGUCCCCACAGUAUUAUGACUGUAUCAUCUCAGACUGUGUCUCCUCAAGUACUCCACAAACCUCAUAGGCCCUCUGCUAGUCCUGCGGUCUCCCCUCUCAGAGCGCAACGGUCAGAGGAUACUAGGAAUCAUCAAUACUCGGACAUCCAGCACAAACCAAUAACACUCCCUAACACGUUUCCAAAACUGACACCCAGACGUCCACAAACAGCCAACGCUGCCCUGCAGAGGCUUCCAGAACCAAACCUCCUGCCCACUCGAGGAAACACACACUGAUGGAUUGUGGGUCAGAUUAGGUCAUCUUUUCACCACAGGUUUACAGGGUUUCAGAACCACUGUAAUAUCUGUAGAAGUUGUCACAUACAUUGCUGAAUCAUUAGGGGGCGCCAUUUCCAUUAUGAUAAAUGCUUGUUUUUCUCUGCUUUAUUUUAGAUGUAUUCCAUGUUAAAUUGACAGGAGAGUGUCUUGGUCCAUAUUCGUCCCCCGAUAUUAUGUGAACACUAAUACAGAGAAAUAACACUGUAAGUGUCCCAUUGUUGAUGUUAAUGUCAGAGGACUUUCAAUCAUGUUUUCCUGUUGUGGAUCUCUAGCAGCGCAGCAUCCACAUCUGUCAGAUUCCUAACAUGUCUGGUCUUGCAGGUACAGUGUGUGCAGACUCAGAGUAGACGCAGGUGCAAGACUGUUAUUCCAUAUGUUUCUGAAAUAUUUCCCAGCGAUGAUAUGUCAGAUAAGUGUUGUUCUAAGAUAUAAUUAGCCUGUCAAUAAUUUCCACAUGGUCUAAGUUUUUUAAGCAUUUUGGACAGUAUUUAGGUUUUCUAAUAUUUUUUUAAACAUGGUUUUUCAGUGUACAUCCAGAUAUAUAACGUAAUGAUAAAAUAACUAAAUCAAAUAAACAUAAAAUGGCUAAAAUACAGUAAGAAAUUUGUUGGAGGGUUAGAGCUAAAUAUCAAAAGCUGAUUGUUAAUAAAGGCAAAUGGAGAAUUAAAUUAAUUGGUCUUUUUUUCAGUUUCUCUG
Pimephales promelas (fathead minnow) is the source of this 2552-nucleotide messenger RNA. It is a transcript of the gene lrrc56, whose product is annotated as leucine rich repeat containing 56. Gene Ontology annotation, molecular function: protein binding. The record is from RefSeq and is a predicted model, not a curated record. Lineage: Eukaryota; Metazoa; Chordata; Actinopteri; Cypriniformes; Leuciscidae.